Messenger RNA from Prorocentrum cordatum, 840 nucleotides. The record is from the annotation of a GenBank genome assembly. NCBI's taxonomy places the organism in Eukaryota, Dinophyceae, Prorocentrales, Prorocentraceae.
AGCUACCCCCCAUCCGAACCUUGGGUCGCUGUCGAAGCCCCCGACCCGUACCCCGCCCCCUGCUCCCCGGGGUGGGAAAAAACAUGCUUCACCUCACCCCUCCAAGGAGGGGCAGCAGAAGCGCUUCAAGAUCAUGAACUUCACCAGCGAAGACACCACCCUGGUCGGCGAGAGGAGACUCUUCUCGUUCUACUGCAGCAUUUGCGGGGAGCACUGCGUCACCAGCGAGACCGACUGUUUCCGGUUGCCCCGCCGCUCGACCGACAAGGCGUACGCCAUGGACGAGGCCGUGCACUUCCACAAGAAGUACGCCAACUUCGGCGAGAGGAUACUCCUGCGCCGUCCGGGCGGCGUCGAGAAGCAGUACAGGUUCUACUGCAGGCAGUGCCGCCAGCCGCUAGGCUACAGGCCAAGCCCCCCGCAGGAGACGAGCAGAUUCACCUACUUCUACGACGACGCGAUGGUGACCGAGCAGAGCGCCGCGGUUGCAUUCCAGAAGUGAGUCGCGCCUCCAUGCCCAGUCUCGCAUCAGCGUCCUUCUACUUCUGCCCUUUCCCCCUCCUCACUCGUCCUCGGGAGGCGCUCGCGCGCCACCGCCGUGCCCGGCCGGGGCCGCUCCUGGGCCCCCGGUGGCGGGGCCCACGACGGCCCCAGCCAGGCACGGCGGCGUGUGUGCACACGCCCGGUGCGUGUCCUCGUCCCGUCCCCCGCGGGCCCCGCUCCAGCCCCGCGUCGCUCGCGCGCACGCGCGCGCGCGCGCCCGUCGACGGCCUGCCGAUCGCGCGCGGGCGGGGCCCCCCCCCGCGGCAGGCGGGUGCCGUUGGCCCCAGGGACGGGUAA